Petromyzon marinus (sea lamprey) is the source of this 1098-nucleotide messenger RNA. Lineage: Eukaryota; Metazoa; Chordata; Hyperoartia; Petromyzontiformes; Petromyzontidae. The record is from RefSeq and is a predicted model, not a curated record.
AUGAAGGCUGCCGGCAAUGCGCACAUUGGGCGUAGGAGUAACGCGAUUCGGGGCCAACGGAGCUGCGUCGCAGCGCCAGGCGGAAUAAGCGGCGGUCGUAACGGCUGCCUGGGCGUAGCAUCGUCAUCACCCCCGUGUCUCCCCGCGUGUCUCCCCCCCGCGUGUCGUCUGCCAGGAGCGAGUCCUCUGCGGGGUGAUGAGUGCCUGCGUCUCGGCGUGUCCCCCGGCUGUCACCUGUCCCAGGACGCGCGUCUCCUCUCCUCGGCUGACGCGGUGGUGUUCCUGCACAGACACGUGCGUCGUGACCUGGCCAACCUCCCACACCGGUACGUCUCUCUCUCACACACACACAGACACGAAACGGCCUACGGGCCAGAUCUGGGUGUGGGGCUGCAUGGAGCCCCCUCCCUACGCUCACCUGCCCAGAGUAAGAGCGAGCUGGUGGCCUGGGUCGUGUCCCACCGGGGCGCCGCCUCCGGCCGCGACGGCUACCAUCGCGAGCUGGCACGGCACCUUCGCGUGGCCGUGUACGGCCGCGGCACGGCACGCACGGCCCUGCCGCCGGCCCCGGCACGCACGGCCCCGGCACGCACGGCCCCGGCACGCACGGCCCCGGCACGCACGGCCCCGGCACGCACGGCCCCGGCACGCACGGCCCCGGCACGCACGGCCGUGCCCCCGGGCGAUCCGCGGGCGGUCCUCUCGCGCUACCUCUUCUACCUGGCCUUCGAGAACUCCCGCUCGCGCCACUACGUCAGCGAGAAGCUGUGGGCCAACGCCCUCGGCUCGGCCGCCGUCCCCGUCGCGCUGGGCCCCCCUCGGGCCGACUACGAGCGGGCGCUGCCGCCCGGCGCCUUCCUGCACGUGGACGACUUCGCGUCGCCCCUCGAGCUGGCGCUGCGCCUGCGGGCGCUGGCGGCCGACGGGGCGGCGUACGGGCGCAUGCACGCCUGGCGGCGGCGCUACCGGGCGCGGAGCGCUCGCGGCUGGGACGAGCGGCUGUGCGCCGUCUGCCGGAGGCUCCGGCGGGGCGGGGGAGCGGCGGAGGGCGCGGCGCCGAGGGGGGACCUGGCGGAGUGGUUCGCGGGGGGGGGUUGA